GCACGGUUGCCGUCUGCUAUGCCCUUAGCGUGGCUGUUCUCUGCUGGAUCUGCUUCCGGGGGCUGCCAAAGAAGCAGCCCCAGCACCCCAGUGUCCGACAUGGGGGCUCUACCAGUCUGGUGCUCUUCCUGGGUACCGUCUACGCGUUUGCCUAUUUUGCCACAGACCAGUACGUGCCGAGCAUGCCGCAGAUGGAGGUGGACCUGCAUGGCUCGCAAACGCUGCUGAGUGCUUCGGUGCAGCUGAACCUGGUGGUGAAGGCUGGAAGCACGACGUUUCUGCUAGUCAGUUCGUCCCUGUCCCUUUGGGUCACGGUUUGCCACUUUGCCAACGAUGACUGCGGAAAGCUUCCGGUGAAGGCUGCAAAGUCCUUCACCGAUUGUGGACCCCAUACCACCAAGACCCAGCUGCUUUCCCAGGAAUGGUUCUUAGGCAUGGGCGAGAGUGUGGAGCCCGUCGUCUUUGCCAUGGCCAGGGACUUCUUCCCGCAGAGGGAGGAGCGCCCCUCGGAAAAGAAGCUGGUCUUCUUGUCAAGGAAUUUUUGA
Messenger RNA from Symbiodinium necroappetens, 545 nucleotides. NCBI's taxonomy places the organism in Eukaryota, Dinophyceae, Suessiales, Symbiodiniaceae. The record is from the annotation of a GenBank genome assembly.